AAUCGGUUAAGCGAUGGCCAAAAGAUAUCGGUUUCGCGUAUAAUAAGACACGAACUAUACUUUCAGUCCGAGUCCUAUCACGACAUCGCAAUAAUAGUGACCGAAAGUGCCAUAAAAUUUGACAAAACAGUAAACAUUAUAUGCAUUCCCGCGUCGGAUAUCACUGUUGACCAAUUGGUCGGCCGCUGGAGCACAGUCUUGGGCUUCGGAAAUGUUGAUUACGGCGGCGACUUAUCUCAAGCGCUCAAACAAAUAAAGGUUCAAAUUAUUGAUACCAAAGACUGCGCCGACAGGUAUGCCAUCGGAGACAAACAUAAUAUACCGAUUGGUAUACAGGAGUGCAUGAUAUGCGGCAAUCCUGGCGGCAGUUCCGAUGCCUGUCAGGGAGAUUCAGGCGGGCCGAUGUCUAUCACCCUAAACGGUGUCCACCAUUUAAUAGGCAUCGUAUCGUUUGGCCGCAAAUGCGGAACCGUUAGAAUUCCCGGCGUUUACACGAAUCGCACAGUCGACGGCUUACUAUCGGUGUAUGUCUUGAAAAAGUCUACAAACUCUGGCGAACUCUCGAUAAUCUCGAUGAAUGCGUUGAUCGGCGAUUUGCUGACCGCUUUCUUCAGCUUAAUAUCAUUCAAAAAGCGGUACUUUUCGUGUAUGGAAUCGCACUUAUCGUUGUCCGCCUGA
Molecule: messenger RNA, 678 nt
Organism: Medioppia subpectinata
Lineage: Eukaryota; Metazoa; Arthropoda; Arachnida; Sarcoptiformes; Oppiidae
Source: the annotation of a GenBank genome assembly